CAUUGCUCGGUUUUACUCCAGACUCGUAUCUCGACCUGAAUGGGAUGUAAAGGACUUGAUUGCAGUGCGCUUUACUCGGCCUUAUUUUCAAAACAGAUUCAAGCAGCUUGAAGACAUGAGCGGUGUCACAGUUAGGGCAGAGGAGGCAGACAUAGCUCAGGAGGAGGUGCAAUCUACUCCCCAGUGGUCAGAGGAGCGCUGUGAGGAGCUUUGGGAUCGCGUGGAGGGGGUAAGGCACAAGCUCACACGCAUCCUCCACCCGGCCAAACUCACUCCGUAUCUGCGCCAGUGCAAGGUCAUCGAUGAACAGGAUGAAGAUGAGGUGCUCAACUCCACACAGUACCCACUGCGCAUCAGCAAGGCCGGUCGUUUACUGGACAUCCUGCGUGGCCAGGGGCCGCGAGGACUUCAAGCCUUCAUGGAAUCACUGGAGUUUUACCACCCAGAGCAGUACACACAGCUGACUGGAGAACAGCCCACUCAGCGAUGCUCCCUCAUACUGGAUGAGGAAGGUCCAGAGGGUUUGACCCAGUUCCUGCUUCUGGAGGUGCGCAAACUGAGGGAGCAGGUUCGAAACAGCCGUUUGUGUGAGCGACGCCUGUCUCAGCGCUGCCGGAUGGCGGAAGAGGAACGCAGCCGUGCUGAACGUAAAGCUCAGGAGUUAUGUCACGACAGAGUGCAACUAGAGAGGCUGCGUCAGGACUGGGAGUCGGCCAGUCGAGAGCUGAGCAAGCUGAAGGAUAGGCACCUGGAACAGGCUGUGAAGUACUCCAGGGCCCUGGAGGAACAACGCAAGGCCUCCAUCCGUGAGAGAGAACUACUGGGGCAGGUAGAGGAACUACGGUCCAGGUUGACAGAGGAAGAGAAACAAACAAUGGAUACUUCAGGGCCUACUAUGCCAGCCAAAUGUGUGCUCUCUGAUGAAAUCAAUGGUUCUUCACCUGCUUUACCAGAAAAGCCACUGCACAGUAUUGAGGUUCGGAAACAUGAGAAUACAGGAACUCAGAUGAGCGACACAGUUCCUGCCACUGGAGUUAUAGCUCUGAUGGAUAUCCUGCAGCAGGACCGCAAGGAGUCUGCAGAGCAAAGGCAGGAGCUCUGUGAUAUCAUUACCAGAAUACAGGCAGAGCUACAGAGCACUGAGGAGCACAGGGACAAGUUGGAGUCCCAGUGCAAGCAGCUGCAGUUGAAGGUGGGAACUCUCCAGCUGGACUGGGAGACUGAGCAGAAGAGGAGUGUGUCCUAUUUCAACCAGAUCAUGGAACUGGAAAAGGAAAGAGACCAGGCUCUACAUAGUCGAGACAGCCUGCAGUUGGAGUACACUGACUGUCUGCUGGAUAAGAACCGUCUGCGUAAAUGCAUUGCUGAGCUGCAGGCCAACAUAGAGCAGCAACAGAGGGAGCUGGAGAGAGAGAGGGAGAGGAGCCGGGAGCAAAUGGAGCAGAGCAGCCCGUGUCCACACUGUUCCCACCUGUCCCUGUGCAGUGAGGACCAGUGCUACGGCCCCUGCUGUUCCAUCGGCCUGGACUUGAGACCCCAGGCCAAUAGCACCCGUCUGCUGCUACGAAAGAUGAGAGGCCAAACCAAUGAAAACUCAGAGGAUUCUCGUUCCAACUCAGAGGAGAAUCUCUUUUCAUCAACAGAAGACAAUGAAAAGGAAAUAAAUCGGCUUUCCACGUUUCCCUUUCCUCCCUGUAUGAACUCCAUCAGCCGACGAUUCAACACAGAGUUCGAUUUGGAAUCCGGCGGCAGUGAUGAGAAUGAUAACAUUUCAGGUGAGCAGAGUGAACCUUCUUUGUGUGGUUCCUGGACCUCCCUAAACUCUCAUCUCUUCCCUCCUGACCUGGUCAACCUGCCUGCAUGCUCUCCACACACACCCAAUCCCAGUGUUCACAGGACACCCCCCAUCUCCCCAUCUUCAAGUCCCCCCAUCUCACCCAAGUACAGAAGAGCCAGUCUAGCUGACGACAUUAGGAUAGUCGGUGGAAACAGCACAGGGAUCUUUGUCAGCUACGUGAGAGCUGGUUCCCCAGCCGAACAAUGCGGACUGAAGGAGGGGAGUGAGCUGCUGGAGCUUGACCGGGUUCUGUUUGGUGGGGGCAGUGUGCUGCUGGGUCAGUGCACUGCUGAGGUAGCCCACUUUUCUCUGCAGUGGUGGACCGAGCCAUCAACACUCAAACACCAGAGCAACCCAGAGGCAUACGCCAAGCUGUGUGCACAGAUGUCAUUGCCUACUUUUGUGGGUGCCGACUCCUUCUAUGUGCGUGUCAAUCUCAACAUGGAGCCUCACGGUGACCCGCUGUCUUUGCGUGUGUCCUGCGAUGACAUUAUACAUGUCACAGACACGAGGUACAAUGGAAAAUACAAUUGGCGCUGUUCACUGGUGGACCCACGCACAGCCAAGCCCCUGCAGGCAGGAGCCAUGCCAAACUACAACAGGGCACAACAGUUGUUACUUGUAAGGCUACGAAAAAUGGCCCUGGAGCAAAAGGACCUUAAGAAGAAAGUGUUUUUGAAAAAAGCAUAUGGACGUCUACGAUUGGUGAAGGCAGCGGACCCCGUUUGCCGUGGGAUUGGUUCCACAAAGCAUGUCCUUUACACACUGAGCAAACGUCACGAGGAGCACUUGAUCCCGUACAGUGUAGUGCAGCCGGUGCAGGUUCAGACUAAGCGGCCGGUCAUCUUCUCCCCCCGUCUUCUCUCCCGUGGUCUCAUAGAGAGGCUGCUGCAACCCGUGGACUCUGGGUUGAAGUUCAACACCUGCCCACCAGAGCCCAUCCAGGCCUCAGAGAGACGAGACAAGAGAGUUUUCUUGUUGGAUUCCUGUAGUCCAGACCAGGCUCUGGGCAUACGACUGCAGUCAAUACAGGAUGUCAUCAGCCAGGACAAGCACUGUCUGCUGGAGCUGGGGCUGCCCAGUGUUGAGGGUUUAUUAAGACAGGGCAUUUACCCUAUCAUCAUCCAUAUCCGCCCCAAGAACAAAAAGCACAAGAAGCUGAGGAAGUUCUUUCCACGGUGUGGAGAGGAUAGCAUAAUGGAGGAGGUGUGUCAAGCCGAGGAGCUGCAGCUGGAAACACUGCCCCUGCUCUACUACACCCUGGAGCCCAGCACCUGGAGCUGCACCAAUGAACUGCUGGCAGCCAUACGCAAUGCCAUCCACAGCCAGCAGAGAGCAGUAGCAUGGGUUGAACUGGACAGGCUUCAGUAGAGAUGUAGAAUUUGAGAAUAAAGAAUCCGGCAGCUGCCUGCAGGCACCAAACCACAGCCAGGUUUCUAUGGUGGAGUAGCAUUUAGUCUUAGGUCAUCCUACUAUUCUAAGUGAGUGGACCAAGAUCAACUUUGGACCUACUGGGAAUCACAAAGGAGGCCAAAUUAGGCCAAUGUAACAGGAAUAUUAUUAUUCUCAUUUAUAUAGCCAAGCUGGACUGGCUACAAUGACAGAAUAGUAAAAUAUUGUUUAAACUAAAACAGAUCAGACGCACAUAAGGAAGGUACAUGUCAGUAUCCCUCCUAUAACUGUUUUUUAUCAAUAGGAAUUAUACUAUGUUAGUUUUUGUUCUCAUUCAGACAGCUUACUUACAUUUUAUUAUUUAACUGUACUUUCAAAAAUUAUGCUCAAGGCAUCAGUGCCCAAUUUUUAAUGCAUUUGAGUCAGUGGUCAUUCAAUUAUGUUGUGAAGUUGAGCUGUGAGGACACAGGACGAAAGGGUACAAAUCUGCUUAUCCACAUUUUAUAUUUGCAGUAAAGACUGCAUCAUUUUUAUUCACACUACGUUGUACAACAGAAGCUGUAGUUCACUAUGACUAAAUGGUGAUGUUUUUUUUACUGCAAAUUCUUUUUUUCUUCUGUAACCAGUUUAAAAA
Molecule: messenger RNA, 3863 nt
Organism: Micropterus dolomieu (smallmouth bass)
Lineage: Eukaryota; Metazoa; Chordata; Actinopteri; Centrarchiformes; Centrarchidae
Product: caspase recruitment domain-containing protein 10
Exons: 24
Coding region: 116-3208 (1030 amino acids)
Biological process (GO): regulation of apoptotic process
Molecular function (GO): protein binding
Source: RefSeq, a predicted model, not a curated record